Molecule: messenger RNA, 684 nt
Organism: Didymosphaeria variabile
Lineage: Eukaryota; Fungi; Ascomycota; Dothideomycetes; Pleosporales; Didymosphaeriaceae
Gene: NdufS8
Product: ndufs8, ubiquinone oxidoreductase 23 kd subunit
Exons: 3
Coding region: 1-684 (227 amino acids)
Biological process (GO): mitochondrial respiratory chain complex I assembly; mitochondrial electron transport, NADH to ubiquinone
Cellular component (GO): membrane
Molecular function (GO): NADH dehydrogenase activity; 4 iron, 4 sulfur cluster binding
Source: RefSeq, a predicted model, not a curated record
AUGGCCAGUACCAGGUCAUUGACCAUGCUGGUGCGCGCGCGCCCAGCUGCCACUUUGCUCAGACCCUCUGCUGGACGCCUCCCCUCGCCCGCCACCGUCGCCCUCUUCUCUACUACCUUCCCGCGAGCCGCCACCCCAGCCGGCCCACCACCGCCCGGUUUUCGAUUACCCCCGCCUAAGAAAUGGGAUGAAGGAGAGGGCGCAUUGGACCGUGCCGGCAAAUACUUCUUGCUGGUCGAGAUGUUUCGCGGCAUGUACAUCCUGCUAGAGCAGUUUUUCCGACCUCCGUACACCAUCAUGUAUCCCUUUGAAAAGGGCCCAAUUUCACCCCGCUUCCGAGGGGAGCACGCGCUGCGACGAUAUCCUACAGGCGAGGAGCGAUGCAUUGCCUGCAAGCUUUGCGAGGCCAUCUGCCCGGCGCAGGCUAUCACCAUCGAGGCCGAAGAGCGCAUGGACGGCAGCAGGAGGACGACGCGAUAUGACAUCGAUAUGACCAAGUGCAUCUACUGCGGCUUGUGCCAAGAGAGUUGCCCGGUCGAUGCCAUUGUGGAGAGCCCCAACGCAGAGUACGCAACGGAGAGUAGGGAAGAGCUCCUAUACAACAAGGAGAAGCUGUUGGCAAAUGGUGACAAGUGGGAGCCGGAGAUUGCGGCCGCCGCUCGUGCAGAUGCACCAUACCGGUAA